GCGAUCUGAGUUUUAAAGGACCAGGUGUUGUAUAGCUUGCAACGCUCUUUCCCAAAAGUUGGCUUGCGGCUCAGGAGGUAGGACCUCAUGGCUCUGGCUCCCUGCACUCAGUUCAUUCCGUACCUCCUGCUUCUGCUCCAGCUGCCCAGCUGGACCGGGGCGGCGCCGACCGAUGCACACUUUCUUUGCUACAACUUCUCAUCUGGACAGCGAUCAUAUAAGAUUCAAGGCCAGGUGGAUGGGAGGACUUUUCUUCACUAUGAGAGCAAAAAUGUCACAGUCGUGGGUCACCUGGGAUUGAAAAUAAGCAGGACAGAGGAGUGGAAGGAUCAGAUGGAAACUCUGACAGAUGUGGCAGAUAACCUCAAACAGUUUCUGCCCAACAUUAACCGGGAGAAGAUCAGGGCUCCUCUCACCCUGCAGGCCCAGAUGUGUUGUUACCGUGAAGGAGAUGGAAAUACCACAGCAUUCUGGAAGUUUGGCUUUGACGGAUAUGUAUUCCUCGUCUUCGACCCCGUGAACAAGAAUUGGACAGAGGGGCAUCCAGGAUCCAGAAUAAUGAGAGAGAUAUGGGAGAAGAUCAGGGAUUUGAACAAGUUUUUCGAGAAUACUUCAAAAGGAGACUGCCAGAGAUGGCUUGAGAAGUUUUUGGGGCACUGGGAAGAUAUGUUAGAGCCAAAAGCACAAGUCACCAUGGCCUCAGCCAUAACCCAACCCAACGUAGCCAUCACGCCAAGCCCUGGGAUCCUCCUCGUGACCGUCGGCUGCUCAAUCCUGCUUGCAAAUGAAGGCUGAGUCCUUUAGCGUGAUGGGUUCUGCGGGCAGAACUGAGAGGGUGGCACAGGGCAGGGAGCCUGGUGUGAACACUUGGGGUAGGUGGAUGCUAGAGUGCUACCCCUCCCCCAGCCACUGAACCUUCUCAGCAUACAUAUGACACAUGGUAAAUACCACCUCUUACCACUUGAUAGCAAAGACAUGGGCUUACUCAGCCCUGAGUUUUGAUGAAUCAUUACUGCCAAAGGUCAGUGGAAUGGGAAAGGCCCAGACCUAGGCCUGGGAGCUGUUGCUACUAACGCAGCUUAGCAAAGUCAGGCUUGAUGCAGACCAAGGUCUCUGUUUAGGAGCAGCCCACCUGCUGGGAGUUGUGGAGACAGCAGGAACACAAGGCAUGGGCAGUACUGAAAGUUCAGUGAGGCCACAACCUGUUUCCUCUACAUGAUGGAAUCAAGAAUGAGUGGAUGGUAUCCAUCAAUCAACAAAAGAAGGGCCUGGAAUUACCCAAGAAAAAGGGGACUUACUGGAAAGGGCUUGGCAAGCCCAAUCCAAUAGACUUGAGUCAAUUUUGUAUUCUCACAGAGAAUGUUGUGGGUUGGUAGCAGAAAUCAAGGCAGAACCUGGUUCAGAACUAGGUUCUGAAGGAGGGAAUCCUGCCUCAGCCUUGGUGCAAAGCAUAUGGCAGCUGGUCUCAUGCCAGACUCCAGAUUUUGAGCCAGCUGAGUGCCUACCCAUGUGAAUAGAGUGGACUCAGGAGAAUGGUGGGGCAGAGCUACACCAGGAAUGGAUGGGGUGGAGGCAGGAACAUUCACAUUCAUAUCUGUGUGCUGCCACCAGGGCAAAGAGAGGCUGAGAGAGAAGGGGAAAGAAAGUUAUUUGCCUGCCAAUCUACCCAGGUUGGAGGACCCAGGAUGCAGGCCCCUCUUUUAGUACAGGGCUUCCUCCUGGUCCUGCAGGCCCUGCCGUGGAAGGAGAGACCAGGACCUGAGUAAGGGAGCAGAUGGAUUCACCCUUUGCUCCAGUCCUGAGCCCUAACCACCUGUAGCUAGGCCUGGCUGAUUCUGUUGAUGCAGAAAAAGAGGCAGGAGCCUGAUAGAGGGUGCAAGACACAAGGCAAGGGGGGACAGAAGGGAAGUACAUGGCCCUUAAUGGGGUAGGCUCUGAGAUGGGGAGAGAUCAGGGAGGAGUAGCCACAGAGAACUGACCCAGAAUCUCCUCAGCCACUUACACAAACACGUGUUUCCCUUCUAAAGGAAGAAGAUGCUGCUAAGAAGCCCUGUGAUCUGUGGUCUAGUUCGACCACUCUCCCUACUGGCCUGGCAGCUUCUGCAUCACCUGCUCUUCGUCUCUCAACCAUUAGGAGGGUCAGACCUUAGGGCAGAUCCAGAGCUACAGCAGGUCCUGAUGAUCCUGAAGAUGUAACAUUCCAUCGGUGACUAUCCCACCAUGCCCUUUUCCCAGUCUUAUUGUGCCUUUUUCUCUUGGUGCUACUGAAAGAAUGCACUGGACUUUCUAACUCUGUGAAUAAGAAAUCCCAACCAAGAGAACAUUUUCCAUCUUCACUCUGGUUGUGGAAAAUGGAGUUCUCAGAAUCCCCUCUGUAUCCUUGGGAUGGGCAACACCAGUUAAAGUACCGUGUGCAAGCUCAUCAUCUCAGAGAUUGUUUCCAUGUCCUGAGAAAGAAUCUCCCUUCUGUUAAAAAGAUCAAAAUUUUAUCCAUCAUUUAAUUCCUUUACUAACUGAUUAAACAAUAUUUAAAUAAAUGUCUCUAUUUUCUGAAAAAUUGAAUUACUUGCAAAUUUCGUCUUAAGUCUUACUAGACAAUUGUUAGUACUUCCUUCUUCCUCCACAAUGUGGGGAAAAGACUACCAGUGGUUCUGCUGGAAAUCAGUUUGGCACUUCUUUUAAAAGCUAAAAUUGAACUACCAUAUGAUCCAGCAAUCCUGCACCUUAGAAUAUAACCUAGAGCAGUAAGAGCCCUCACACAAACAGAUAUAUGCACACCCAUGUUUACUGCAGCACUGUUUACAAUAGCAAAGAGAUGGAAGCAACCAAAGGGCCCAUUAAUGGAUGAAUGGAUAAACAAAUUAUGGUAUAUUGACAUAAUGGAAUGCUAUGCAACAAUGAAGAACAACAAUGAAUCCGUGAAACAUCUCAUAACAUGGAGGAAUCUAAUAGGCAUUAUGCUGAGUGAAAUUAGUCAGUUGCCAAAGGAUAAAUAUUGUAUGAGACCACUAUUAUAAGAACUCAAGAAAAAGUUUAAACACAGGAGAAAAUAUUCUUUGAUGGU
Messenger RNA from Loxodonta africana (African savanna elephant), 3064 nucleotides. RefSeq names its product UL16-binding protein 1-like. Bases 88 to 795 code for a protein of 235 amino acids. Gene Ontology annotation, biological process: immune response. Lineage: Eukaryota; Metazoa; Chordata; Mammalia; Proboscidea; Elephantidae. Gene Ontology annotation, cellular component: external side of plasma membrane. The record is from RefSeq and is a predicted model, not a curated record. The transcript has 4 exons.